AGCGCUGCUCAUCAGCUAUCCACCUGUUUCCAAUUGCGAGUCUUUUGAUUUCUCCGGCAUCAUGUCCAGCCCUUGGGAUUGCGUGUGCGAGUUCAUCCGCUCUCAGAGCGCCAAUCUGCAGAGCAUCAUGGAGGGCUUGUCCAAUCAGCACACGAUCAGCGAUCUCGACACAAGCGACACGCUAACUCUGAACAGCGGCAUGUCGCCUUUGCAUCUCUUCAUGUUUCUGCUGCUUGCAGUUUGGGGCUUUCUCUACGUGAACGGCCGCCAGACGGAGCAGACCACCAAAGCCAUGGGUGGCGCCCCGGGCGCUGGCGGAUCUGGCGCUGGUGGUUCUAGUUCCUCUUCCUCGGGUGCCUCGGGCUCCGGAUCUUCCAGCUCAUCAGGUGGCGCGGGAGCUGGACACUGCGACUCCGAGCUCUUCUAGGGCCAUGCCAUGCGCUUGAUGGGUCGGCAUCACGACCGUAGUGAAGAUUUGCUGUGUCAGGUUGGAUAAAAAAUGACAAACAAAAAAUGGUGAGCAGAACGCAACUCAUGACACUGUGCAGCCAAUCCGAGCGUGAAGCUUUGUGAUGCACCUGCUGUGCUGCUGCGCAGUCUGUUUUCACUGGUUUGUGGCACAUUUGAAUUUGAUGGUGACCCC
Cladocopium goreaui is the source of this 643-nucleotide messenger RNA. The record is from the annotation of a GenBank genome assembly. NCBI's taxonomy places the organism in Eukaryota, Dinophyceae, Suessiales, Symbiodiniaceae.